This is a messenger RNA of Gadus macrocephalus (Pacific cod), 6021 nucleotides long. Its product is annotated as sterile alpha motif domain-containing protein 9. The transcript is spliced from 3 exons. Gene Ontology annotation, cellular component: cytoplasm. The record is from RefSeq and is a predicted model, not a curated record. Bases 194 to 5020 code for a protein of 1608 amino acids. Lineage: Eukaryota; Metazoa; Chordata; Actinopteri; Gadiformes; Gadidae. Gene Ontology annotation, molecular function: protein binding.
UUUAAACUGUACUUAAAUAGAUAAAUAAUUUGGGGCCCUCUCCCAGAAAAUUUUGAUAAUGCGAUUAAUGUCAAUAUUUGUUAAAAUCAAAUGACAGCCCUUGCAUGAAACAUGUAAGUAUUUUAUCUAAAAUGAGAGAGAGGGAGAGGUGUUCUCACUGUCAACUCUUAUUCACUCUAGGUAAAAAAAAAAAAUGGACGACCCUGUAACUGAGCAGGAACCGGAGAUUGAGAAAUGGACGAAGGAGGAGGUGUGUCAGUGGUUGACAACUCGGGUCAAAGUCAGCCCGACUGUCACUCACAGGUUCUUUGAGGGAGAGGUAUUAGGAGAGUAUAUCAAGUACUUUGACAAGGGCGACAUUUUGGAUCUGACCAAAGAACACGGCACUGCUGUUAAAGUUACAGCACACCUGGAACUGUUGAAGCAAGGCCGCACCUUUCAGUCUCCGUUUCCAGAGUACGUGGAGCGAUGGAGCAGGGAGCAGGUCUACCAGUGGAUAACAGAGCACGCACAGAUAGAUGGCAAACACGCAGAUCAGCUCCUAGAGGGACACGUCUCUGGGGACUGUCUGGUGUGUUUCCAGAAGCAGGACUUUCUAGACCUAAAAGUACCCACUGGUCCUGCUGUGAAGAUUCUGGCAUUGCUUCGAGGUUUGAAGAACAAUCCUGAACCUGUCCUGAAUGCCGCCGUGAACACCAGCACAUCCCAAGAAGAGGCUGCUACAUCCUCACAGCCUCGCUCGAGGAAGAAACCCCAUAAAAAGGGCAAGAAGGCCAGCGAGGCGGCGAUCUCAACGCCGCAGAAGACAGAGGCCCCCAGGACAGAGACCCCCAGGACAGAGACCCCCAGGACAGAGGCCCCCAGGACAGAGACCCCCAGGAGGGAGGCCCCCAGGACAGAGACCCCCAGGACAGAGAGCACCAGGACAGAGACCCCCAGGACAGAGUGCACCAGGACAGAGAGCACCAGGACAGAGGCCCCCAGGACAGAGAGCACCAGGACAGAGAGCACCAGGACAGAGGCCCCCAGGAGGGAGGCCCCCAGGACAGAGACCCCCAGGAGAAAGGCCCCCUGGACACCGACCACAGCCCCAUUGCCCGCUAGAGAUCCGGGGCCACCGGACCCUGUCCAACAUGGCACUGCAAGAACUUUGCUCCUGGGAAUCCUGGAUGAUCUGGGGAAGGACGAUCUGAAGAAGUUCAGAUUCCAUCUCAGAGAGCUAAAGAUGUGCUCCAAUGAUGCCAUCCCCCAGAGCCGGCUGGAAGACAAGGACCCCACGGACCUGGCUGACGUCAUGCUACAACACUACGGACCGGACACAGCGCUGCAGGCCAUGCUGCGGGUUCUACCGAUGAUCCCUCGCCAAGAUCUUAAGGUUGACCUGAAGCAGAAAAUGGGUCAACUGAAGCAGCAGUGUGGCCCAAAGGAAGGUUUGAGGAGAGAAGCCAACCAGGGGGAGAAGCUGAAGAACUUGCUAACUUGUGGAGGGAACUCUCUUGGCUACUAUAAUGAAUAUGUUGUAGUUGUGAAUAAGAGCGCUCCACAACAGUUGGAGUAUCUCCAGUUUUUGAAGACGUUGAAACUGUUCUGUGUUCUAGACUUCGACCCAAACUCGGCAGCUAUCGAUGGACUCUGUCAUUCCUACGGAGAAUCUCGGGUGGCCAAUAAGCAUGAGCCAGCUCUCUAUGUGGGAGAGACCGGGGAUGUGAUUAAGAAACUGAACCUUUACAAACAGACCAGCUGGGUGUUCUGCAAUGGACGAGAGGACCUUGACAGUGAGUCCUGCAAGGAGUUGGACUACAAGACUUGGUUCAGAAAAGCAUGUAGAGAUAUGGAGCAAUUGGUUUCAUUUGUUUGUAAACCAGAAGUUCUCUUACAGGGCAGAACUCUCAUUAUCUUUCUUCUGCUUUCCCCCGUGUUGAGUGAGAAAGACCCCAUCUUCGAUACGUACAACGCCUUCUAUAAAAACACAGAAGGAGAGAACAUUAUCAGUAUCUGUGAGUCUCAAAGCACGUUUGAGAAGUGGAGGCUGAUGGUGGAGGGGAAGUGUGACAGUGACAUCAGCCAGCAGGCGGUAUGGGAGCUGAGCCUGAGUGAGAUCAAUGGCACCGUGAUGGCUCUGGGACCCUUGGAUCAGUCAUCUGAUAGGCUGCUUCCCUCGUCUGACUCUUCCUUCAUUGUUCUGACGCAGAAGCAGAAAGACCUGAUGACCGCUCUUGAUAUUUUGUGUGUGAAUCAAUGUGAGAAAAUUCACAACGAACACAGCACAGUGUUCCAUGAUUUUAAAAUCAGAGUUGAAGAGGAAUUUUUCAGAGGUGGUAAAGUGAAAUGGUGGAACUUCUAUCUUUGUGAAAAGCCCAAAGCCAAGCCAUUCAUCAAAAGAGACCAAUAUGAAAAGCUGAAGCAAAUGAUCAAGUCUCAUUCAGAACAUUCUUUAGACGUGUGUACACUGCUGAACCUCUUUCACCAUCCCGGGUGUGGUGGCACCACCCUAGCCAUGCAUGUAAUGUGGGGCCUCCGUCGGCAAUUCAGAUGUGCCGUUUUAAAAGACAACACUUUGCCGCAGCCAGAGAUCGCCAUUCAGGUCAGAGAGUUAAUGAUGUUGAAAAAUGAGAAACCAUCUCCAGUUCUGCUGCUGGUUGAUGAUUCAAAGGACACUGUGAAUGCACAAAAUCUUAUGACCUGCAUCAAAAAAGACAUUGAGGAGAGAACUGUUGACACACCAAGCUGCCACGUUAUCAUACUUAACUGUGUUCGUUCUCAAAGCCCACAGGACCUCUACCGUCAACACUCCACACCAAGUCUGCUUGUCACUAGUUCCAUUACACCCAAAGAACAGGAGGAAUUUGAGGAAAAGCUUCUAGAACUCAGAGAAACUCAUACAAAACCUGAAAACUUUUACAGCUUCAUGAUCAUGAAGAGUAACUUUGACCCUGAAUAUGUUGAAGGUCUUGUUCAUAAUACCCUGGAAAACUUUGACUUCGGCACAAAGAAGGCACAACUUUUUGCCUUUCUUUCAUUAUUAAAAGCGUAUGUGUUUGCAUCUGAAAUCUCUAUCUCACUCUCCGAAGAGUAUCUAGGACUUAGAAUGUUCAACUGGAAUGAAGACAAUGUUCUGGAGAGAAUGAAGCCAUAUUCAAACUUUCUCAUCAUAGACCGAGAGGAAGAAUCGGGAGGGUAUAAAUUCCUGCGCAUCCUGCAUCACUCCAUUGCAACUGCCUGCAUUGAAGAGCUGGAGAGGACAUACCUCUUGAAAGUGAGUGACAUAAUUGUGUCCAUACUUCAUUGUGAUCUGUUUUUCACAACCAAACCCAAAAUCGGCAAAGGAAAUCUAGAACGAUCCAUUCAACGUAUGCUGACUCAACGGCAAAGCAGAAAAUAUGGGGAUGAAAAAGAGAAAUUUUCUCCCCUCAUAGAGAAAAUUCAUAAACAGCAGGGUAAAGGAAUGAUCCAAGACAUCUUUGCUAAAGCAUCUUCCCGGUUGGUUGAAAGUGCUUCUAUUCCACAGGCGCUGGCAAGGUACUUGUACCUCAACGAGCGUGAUUUUACGGAGGCGUUGAAUUGGGCAGAAAAGGCAAAGAAAAUCAAAGAAAAUUCCUAUACCGUAAAUACGAUUGGACAAGUAUACAAGAACCAACUAAAAUCAAACAUACCAAGUAAAAAGAAUGGUCCACCUUGUAAUCCAGAAGACUUGGACACAAAUAUUAAUUCAUCAAAGAAGGCUGUCGCUGCUUUUAAAAGAGCCCAAGAGCUGGCAAACAGAGAGGAUGAACUGAAUGAGGCACCGUGGGAUGAUGAUGAAUCUGAGGACAACGCUGCCAAAUCUUCAUACAACUACGCUGGCUUUGUGGGGGUGCUGGAGGUGGCUUUUAUGGUAUUUGAAAUGUUGAGCAGAUUACCAUUCUUUGAGGAGAGUGACCCAUCGAGAAAAAAAUACCUGCAGAAUUUUCUAAAAGAAAGUCUCCCCAUCACUAGUGUGCACAUGGAAGAUAAUGAAGUCAAUAACCGUUAUAUUCAAGUCAUCGAAGCCAAUAAGCUGUUUCUCAUUAGUCUCAAACCUGAGGUCAAACUAACAUUUGAAUUCCUUGAUUGCUACUUCACAUACAUAAAGGCAAGCAUUUCAGGAACAUAUCAUUCAAUAAAUCACCGUACCAUUUCUGAUAACUUUAAAAAGUAUGUGAUGCUUUUUUGUGCUUCACCUGAGGAAAGACAAAGAGAAAGAGACUGCAAUCCAAACCUCAACGUUAAGAUGCUGAUUGAGGAACGGAGAACAGUGCUUGAGGAGAUGCAUGCUGACACUUUCGCUGGGAUACUGCAGCACUUGGACAAGAGUGCUGACGCGGUGGAGGAAAUUGUAAAAUGCUACACCUACAUCCAAGAAAAUAAGCAGUUUGCUGACCAAAAGACAAAGGAAAAAAUCAAUUUAAUUUGGUCAAGCGUUAUACUCUACCUGCUGAGACCCAAAAGUAAAUAUGUGAAAAGUUAUAAUCAACUAUGCAAUCUUCUUUUGGAAACUCUGCAGAAUGUUUCAUUGGAUUAUCCCUUCCCUGACCCAUACUACCUGGCACUGCUGUUGUUCUGGCCUGUUUCACCACAACAAACAGAAAUCAGGACCUAUGUGACUGCAAUCCGAAAGUCCUCUCAGAAGCGUCUAUCUAUAUUGUUUCAAAAGAGGAGUACUGUUUCCCACUUUUACUUGGGGAAUGAGAAUGGGCUUGCAAGACUCGUUUCCAAACCAAAACUUGAUGAAUGUUUCACUAAGCUGCAUCGCAAUGACUUGGCAAAACUGUGGCUAACUGGGGACAUAUUUAGGGAAAGGGAAAUAACCAGCCGUCUUCAGCGUGUCACUGGACUCAUUGAGGUAGGAGAGGUGUAUGCCAUUUACGGAAAACUAAAAAUCCCAGUGCGACCAGCAUACAUUGGUACGACAAGGAGGGGAUUAAGCACAGAAAAGGUUUCCUUCUACAUUGGAUUUGCUAUCAACGGCCCCCUUGCUUAUGAUAUCCAGUUUGAAAACUAGCACCAGAAGGUCCCUCAAAAAUGCUCAUGUAAAGACUAAAGCCUUUCAAGAAGCUUUACAAACUUUACAUGUCUGGUUUGCAGCUCCUCUGAGUCUGAGCAGAAAUAAAAUAAUCUUCUUGUUCGCUAUUAUUUUAAAUCAUUUAUUCACUUCUGUAAAAUUACUCAGAGGAAAACACCCACGUUAACAGUAAUAAUAUACAAUAAUAUUGUUGAUUUUUUGAUUGCUUUGUUCAUGUCUACCUUUUACUUAGAUUUUACAUUGUAUCUUAGAAUAUUUGAAAGAGUAACCUUGCAUUGUGGGUUAUUUUUAAUUGUAUUACUGUAUUUUGUAAUACUUUUAAAUGCAAAUAGUGACAUUUGCAUUUUAGGAUAUUUUCAAGGCUUCCAUUAAGCCCUAGCCCAAAAUAUGAAUUGUUUCCAAUGCAAAAAUGGACUUCUCGAACAUGCUAGAUCCAUACCCUCAGAACUGUGGGGAAGCCGUGGAUGCUACGUCCAUAUUGUUUAGUCUGUUCUUGCAAUCAAUAACUUCGAAUGACAUAACUGGUUCAGUCAUUUGUACGUUGAACGUUGGUAUUGUGUACUCAUUAUUUUAAGUUGAUCUUGUAUUUUUCUUAAGAUACCGUAUGUUAUGUUUGACUUCUUCUUGAAUAAGUGUCUGGUUACUUCUAAUUUAGUUUAUUUUUAGCUUUUUAUUAUUAUUAUUUGUUAGCCCUUGUUAAAUCAUAUUUAAUCACUACUUUUUCUUUAUGUUGUGUUGAAUUACCUUCUAUGCGUUUAUAUUCAUUUUGAUGACUUUAUAGUCUUCAAAAUACACGUUUUCGUUUGUAUUUUUGGUAUAUCCCACUUUACCUCCCCAGAGCCCCUAGACAGUGGGAUUGUAACAGGCACCAUGGGGGGGAAUCAUUGUGACCAACAGUGAGUGUACACUCUUUGAACCAAUGUCCAUACAAAACAUGUAGGCUACAUAAUUAACAUGUGAAUAAAACAUGAUCUAACAUC